CGUCGUAUUACGCUUCCUGGUUAGCAUAUGACAGCUAACAUCGGUUCAUUGCCUCCGUUUAACUGACUAAAACUUAACUAUAAAUGCAAGCAGCUUUCUGUCGUACCAACUGAGAUUUCUGUGCACAGGGUCCGGGACCACCGCAGCUCCGAAUAUGAACCCCGAGAAGGACUUUUCGCCUCUGACGCCCAACAUUGUCAGGGCUCUGAAUGACAAACUGUACGAGAAGAGGAAAGUGGCAGCUCUAGAAAUCGAGAAACUGGUGCGAGAGUUUGUGGCUCAGAACAACUCGACUCAAAUCAGGCAUGUGAUCCAGAUUUUGGCCUCGGAGUUUGCCCUCUCUCAGCACCCCCACAGCCGGAAGGGGGGUCUCAUUGGACUAGCAGCUUGCUCUAUCGCCCUAGGAAAGGACUCAGGUCUGUAUCUGAAGGAGCUUAUUGAGCCUGUACUCACGUGUUUUAAUGACUCAGACAGCCGUUUGCGCUAUUAUGCCUGCGAGGCGCUGUAUAACAUAGUCAAAGUUGCAAGGGGAGCAGUGCUGCCCCACUUCAACCUGCUUUUUGAUGGUCUCAGCAAGCUGGCAGCAGAUCCAGACCCUAAUGUGAAAAGCGGAUCUGAACUCCUGGACAGACUGCUGAAAGACAUUGUUACAGAAAGUAACUCCUUUGACUUGGUGGCAUUUGUUCCCCUGCUGAGGGAGAGAAUUUACUCCAAUAAUCAGUAUGCAAGGCAGUUCAUAAUUUCUUGGAUCCAUGUUCUGGAGUCGGUGCCAGACAUCAACCUGUUAGACUAUCUCCCCGAGAUACUGGAUGGGCUCUUCCAGAUCCUGGGGGACAACAGCAAGGAGAUCCGUAGGACGUGUGAGGUGGUCCUGGGAGAGUUUCUGAAGGAGAUUAAGAAGACACCCUCCAGUGUUAAAUUUGCUGAGAUGGCCAACAUUCUGGUCAUCCACUGUCAGGUUGCAGAUGAGACCAAACUGACAAAUGAUCUGAUCCAGCUGACAGCCAUGACAUGGAUGAGAGAGUUCAUCCAGCUUGCAGGCCGCGUGGUUCUCCCCUACUCUUCGGGCAUCCUGACUGCAGUGCUGCCAUGCCUGUCCUACGAUGACAGAAAGAAAAAUACCAAAGAAGCGGCCAGUGCUUGUAAUCACAGUCUGAUGAAGCUAGUGACUCCAGAGGAUGAUGAAGAGGAGGAGGAGGAGGAAAAAAGUGCGAGCACGGGGUCUCCGUCCAGGGAAGAUGGUAAGCCCAAAAUGGAUACAGACAGCAACAACAUGCUGAAUGCAUCGCAAGAAUCUGUUGGUUUCAGUAACAUCAGUUUCUUCACUCCAGCGAGUGCCGAUAGGCCUCAAGUAACUCUGGACUUAGAUGGCAUUGUUCAAGUUUUAGACCGCCACCUCCAUGACUCCUCCACUGGCAUGAUGACUCGCAUAGCUGUGCUCAAAUGGCUUUAUCACCUCUACAUAAAGACGCCACGCAAAAUGUUCCGCCACACAGACAGCCUGUUUCCUAUGCUGCUGAAAACCCUGUCCGAUGAGUCGGAUGAGGUGAUACUGAAAGAUCUUGAGGUGCUAGCUGAGAUAGCAUCCUCACCUGCCGGCCAGACAGACCAAGCUUCCUCCUGUGACGGCACCGACAACAAACUGGAGCUCAAGGUGCCAGAGGUUGCUAAAUCAGGACAGCAGCCCAGCACAGGCUCCAAAGCAGUGGACUCCUCUCCGUCCACUCCGAGCAUGAAUUCUUACUUUUAUAAAUUCAUGAUCAACCUGCUGAAGCGUUUUAGUUUGGAGAGGAAGCUUCUGGAGAACAGAGGAGCUUUCAUUAUCAGACAGUUGUGUCUGUUACUUCACGCAGAGAACAUCUUCUAUUCCAUGGCUGACAUUCUGCUGAAGGAAGAGGACCUUAAAUUUGCCUCCACCAUGGUUCAGACGCUCAACACUAUCUUGCUCACCUCAGCCGAGCUAUUCCAGUUGCGCAACCAGCUUAAAGACCUCCGCACUCAAGAGAGCUGUGCUUUAUUUUGCUGCCUGUAUCGUUCCUGGUGCCACAACCCUGUGGCCACUGUGUCACUCUGUUUCCUCACACAGAACUACAAGCAUGCGUACGAUCUAAUCCAGAAGUUCGGAAAUCUGGAGGUGACGGUAGACUUCCUGAUGGAGGUCGACAAGCUGGUGCAGCUCAUAGAAAGCCCCAUUUUUACCUACCUGCGUUUGCAGCUCCUAGAUGUGGAGAACAACCCAUACCUGAUCAAAGCACUGUACGGUCUGCUUAUGCUACUGCCGCAGAGCCAGGCCUUCCAGCUGCUCUCCCACCGGCUGAGGUGUGUCCCCAACCCAGAGCUCAUGAGAACUGUUGAUGAAUCCAAGUAUAUGGAUGCUAAACAGCAGGUGGCUUCAAAACGGGCUUCUCAUAUUCAGAUUAAUUACAAUGAGCUGCUUCAGCAUUUCGAUCGUGUUCAGAGUAAACACCUCGAGGUCAGACACCAGCGCUCUGGACGUGCCUCUGAUCACCCUGAUAGGAAGCUGAUGUGAAGUCACUGUGCCAUUGUGACCUCUGGUCACUGAGUGUGAGGAGAGUGGAAGAAAAACAUUAAGGAAUCAGGAAUAUUGUAGUUGUGCGGAGAAGAUUGUUAAAUGUUAUUGAAGCCAAACAGUAUUAAACAUAAUUGUUUUUGUCAGAGAAACACUGGGUAUAUGUUGGCAAAACAGAUGGAAUUAUUUGUCCUUAUCAUGAGGAAAUAUUUAGGUGAUAAUGAACAUUUAAACAGAUAGGAUCUUUAAGUGACUCCAUACUACAUGGAAACACAGAUAUGGAAACUUAUUAUUUAAUUUGUUCGAUAUGGAGAUUGCGCAUAAAAUCUUACACCUCAUAACUAGUUCUAGUUACAAUUAAGGCAUAUCCAUUUUCCAUCUUGCCUGGUCAGCAGAUUUUACGGGAAAAUUAAAUGUUCGCAGGGUUUCAGGUGAAACUCGUGUGUUAAAUAUCAUGCUCUGUUCAUUUAAUUUCAAUGUGAAUCAUUAUUUUUAUGGUGUACCCCUUUUUGAGCAUGCAUUAAGAUUUGCCUUAAUCUCAUGUCUGAUAUCUCUGAGAUUUUAACCCUGGGUAGGCAUUGAUAACUGAACUGUCUAUCAUUCUUCUUUGUGUUGUUAUACCUCUUUUUUUCACUAUAUUAUCGAUGAUAUAUUUUUAACUUACACACCUUCAGCUUUUAAUUCCAUGUCUCUUAUAAGGUUAUCUAUCAUCUAAUAUGUAUAUUUUUAUUGUCUGUUUAUCCCGAAUGUUGUGUCAUUAUGUUUUGCACUAUUGUCAUUCCUAUAUGAAAAUCAAUAAAGUGGAUCAUGUGAUUAAAAAGAU
This is a messenger RNA of Mugil cephalus (flathead mullet), 3353 nucleotides long. RefSeq names its product vac14 homolog (S. cerevisiae) (gene vac14). Gene Ontology annotation, cellular component: endosome membrane; PAS complex. Gene Ontology annotation, biological process: phosphatidylinositol biosynthetic process; positive regulation of kinase activity. The transcript has a single exon. Bases 155 to 2530 code for a protein of 791 amino acids. Lineage: Eukaryota; Metazoa; Chordata; Actinopteri; Mugiliformes; Mugilidae. The record is from RefSeq and is a predicted model, not a curated record.